Messenger RNA from Larimichthys crocea (large yellow croaker), 1735 nucleotides. RefSeq names its product procollagen C-endopeptidase enhancer a (gene pcolcea). The transcript is spliced from 9 exons. The coding region runs from base 78 to 1511 and encodes 477 amino acids. Gene Ontology annotation, biological process: proteolysis. The record is from RefSeq and is a predicted model, not a curated record. Gene Ontology annotation, molecular function: collagen binding; peptidase activator activity; protein binding. NCBI's taxonomy places the organism in Eukaryota, Metazoa, Chordata, Actinopteri, Sciaenidae.
CCACCUCCGUCUAACACCUCUUGCCUCCUGCUGCACAUCUUCUCUUUUCUGUGAUAGCUUUGCCUGCACGCUGCAUCAUGAUGCAUGUGGACUGCAUCUGGGGUCUCUGCUUGUUGCUGUCUCUGAGUUUAGGAUGGACGAAGGCUCAGCAGACCAAUUACACCAGGCCUGUGUUCUAUUGUGGAGGAGACAUGGUGGCGGACUCAGGCUUUAUUGGCAGUGAGGGUUUCCCGAGCUUUUACAAACCCAACAGCAAAUGCACCUGGCGAAUCACUGUCCCAGAGGGAAGUGUCGUCACACUCUCCUUCCGCAUUUUUGACCUGGAGGCUGACUCACAAUGUCGAUACGACUAUCUGGAUGUUUACAAUGGCCAUUCCAACUUGGUGCAGAAACUUGGUCGCUUUUGUGGAACUUUCCGGCCGGGUACUCUUAUUUCUACCACAAACACCAUGAUGCUGGAGAUGGUGACUGAUGGAGAGACGCAGACAAGAGGGUUUGUGGCCUAUUUUAGUGGAACCAAACCCUAUGGAGAUGACCAACAGUUCUGUGGGGGAAAGAUGACAAAAGCCCAGGGAGAGAUCAUGACGCCCAACUGGCCUGACAAGAAAUACCCACCAGGAGCAAGCUGCUCCUGGCUUAUCACUGUGGAGCCCAAUAUGGUAAUCCAGGUGAAGUUCGACAAGUUCCUCUUGGAGGCUGACAGUUAUUGUCGGUUCGACUAUGUCGCAUUCUUUAAUGGUGGUGAGAAAGAUGAUUCACGUCUGAUCGGAAAAUACUGUGGCGAUGAAGCCCCGCAGCCCAUUGUUUCCACCAGCAACGUGCUACUGGUCCAGUUUGUGUCUGACCUCAGUGUGACAUCUGACGGGUUCUUUGCCCAAUACAACAGUUUCCCACUUGGUUCUGAGAUACCAGCAGUUGACACAUCUCGUACGACGUUUGUCCCCAGAAAACCUGUAGUCAGACCUGUCCCACGUGAGCGUCUUACCACCACUACACAACCACCUGUCACAACCACCAAAUAUGUGCCCACCGAGAAACCCAAACCAGUCAAGCCCCCAAGAGGCCGUGGACAGGGCAACACAAGUCCAGACGGGAGGGUGGUCGUCGCAAGGCCAAACGGAAAGAGGCCUGUCGCUCAAAAUCCUCUGUGUGCCAAAGCCUGUAAAAGAGCUGGAACCAUCAAGACCAGUUUCUGUGCCAGCGAAUUUGUGCUUACCGGGAAGGUCACCUCUCUGGCCCCUGGUCCCAGAGGCACUCUUAUUGUUAGCGUGUCCAUCAUUAAGACCUACAAGGCCGGUCGACUAACAAUCACACAAGUCGGAGAGACCAUGUCAGUCAAGCUGAUGUCACAGUGCAAGAAGUGCCCAGUGCUCCGCAAAGGUGUCAACUACAUUAUCAUGGGUCAAGUGGAUAGCGACGGACGUGGUACCCUGGAACCUGGUUCAUUCACAGCUGCAUACAAAGCCCCACAUCACAGAUUAUUAAUGAAUAUCAACAACCAACCCUGUUAAACUCACAUCUGUCCAGACCUGGAAAUUCAGAUGUCAUGUCAGACAAACAAAUCCACACAUCCCAAUGUGAAACACAGGUCUAUUAAAAGCACAAUAUUACAGAAUAUUGAAACGUAAUGUCAGUUUUCUACACCAAUUUAAAGGAAUACAAAUUUAUUCAAACACAUGCCAAACCUUACGUUUGUAAUUUAUAUAUGAAUAAAGGGUUUUAUAUCUCUUUCAAA